Molecule: messenger RNA, 1529 nt
Organism: Lathyrus oleraceus (garden pea)
Lineage: Eukaryota; Viridiplantae; Streptophyta; Magnoliopsida; Fabales; Fabaceae
Exons: 2
Coding region: 451-1236 (261 amino acids)
Source: RefSeq, a predicted model, not a curated record
UUUUCUGUAAAAAUAAUUCACAAAUUAAGCAAUGCCAACCUCAUGCAUACCCGAAGAAAUACUAGCUCACCAAACGACGUCGUUUUCUCUCAUUUUCUCCCUGAUAUAAAAUACCGCAUUCUUUUUCAUGCAAUUCGCCAGAAGAAAAAGAGAGUGAGAAAGAGGAAAAAGCAUGUUCUUCCUCUAUCUAUCUCUGCUCUUUUCAGAUUCGUCAAAUUUUCUGAUCCAUCGAUAAAUUUCAAACCUAAUUCGCCUUCGAUUGGUUCUCGAAUUCCACACUUCGUGUUAGUUAACUAUUUUUGUUGAGGUUGAAAGGGCUUAGUAGUCAACAGGGGAAGCUAACUGCUGGAGCUCAGCUUUUGGGAAAGUUAUUCUUUUGUGUGACAAUGGCUUAUAUACAGAUGCUGUUGUGAUUUCUGCCUUUGCAUUGUAAACUUUUCAUCUUUAAAGAUGUGGAACUUCGCAUCACAUGCCCUUACAAGCAUUAGAAUGAAAAGAAGCUCCACAGAGCCGAUCCUAAGCUGUGCAGAAUGCUCGGAUGAUGAGGUUUGCUCUAAUGCUAGCAAAGAUGAAGGGCUGGAGUGCCCAAUAUGCUGGGAAUCAUUCAAUAUAGUUGAGAAUGUGCCUUAUGUCUUAUGGUGUGGCCACACCCUCUGUAAAAAUUGUGUCCUGGGACUUCAAUGGGCUGUAAUGAAAUUUCCUACCCAACAAAUCAAGAUUCCGUUCUUCGUUACUUGUCCAUGGUGCCACCUACUAUCAUUCCGGUUCAUCUACAAGGGGAAUCUGAAAUUUCCUCGCAAAAAUUUCUUCCUUCUUUGGAUGGUUGAGAGCCUGAAUGGUGAUAGGCAUAAGACCGUUUCUGCUUCUGUGGACAGCCAACCAAUUUGGCCUCCUAAGUUCAACCUUUUGGGAAGUCAAGGUACUAGUUGUAACCUUAGAAGGCCCUCAAGUAGUCAUUGUUCUGGACAAUUGGGAUCUAACAACGCAGUCCGUGUGAGUGAUGGAGAGAGACACUAUUUUUCCCUUCAUAAAUCUCUGGAUUUCUUCCUUCACUUUACAUCCAAGUUCCCAUUGGUCAUCACUUUGCUUCUGAUAGCCUUUUUCGUAAUCCCUUGCAGUGUUGUUAUUUUAAUCAUUUACUUCCUACUCACUAUUGUUUUUGCCAUCCCAUCGUUCCUCGUAUUGUACUUUGCAUACCCAACUAUCCAGAGAUUGAUUAGAGAAAUAACAUCAUAAGUUGUAGCCUUGCUCCUACAGUCAGUUGUGGCAUGUUUAUCAAACUUCAACAAAUUCACUAUAUACUUUUGGAUUGAAUGUUCUACCAUGUGGUGGUGCUUUCUUUGUUAUUUUUAGGUUUUAGUAUUUUAUACUAUUUAUUUUCUUCUGGAGGUUUUUGUGCCACCUUCAUAUCUACUUUAAGACGAUUGUCAGUUGUAAUCUUUUUCUUCCUGAAGUCAAGUUUAACUGUUGUACAAAGAAGUCUUUACAUGCCUAAAUUUUAUAUGCAAAAUUACUAAUGGUUGUGCGAA